UUUUCAGUUGUUUUCUUUUUCUUUUGCUUGGGCGGUAGGACAGAACACACAAACGCGCCCUCCCCUUCUACUCUGGCACACGCUGUCCCCCUCUCCCAAAAACAUUACAAAUUUCAAAACUUCACUAGGGUUUUCAUAUCAACGAUCUCUCCGGAAUUCCUGCGUUGUAUUCUCACAGCGAUCUCAAUCGAAGCUUACACAAAUCUCCAUGGCGGAAGAAGCCGUCCCUUCUUCUACAUCGACGUCCAAUUUGAAUGCGGCGCCGCUGGGGCACUCGGUCAUUCCUAUUGUGAACAAGCUGCAAGACAUCUUCGCGCAGCUCGGUAGCCAGUCCACGAUCGAGCUCCCUCAGGUGGCUGUCGUUGGAAGCCAAAGCAGUGGUAAGUCCAGCGUCCUCGAAGCCCUCGUCGGUCGCGACUUCUUGCCCCGAGGCUCCGACAUCUGUACUCGCCGUCCCCUCGUGCUUCAGUUGCUCCAGACCAAGCGGAAGCCCGACAGCACCGAUGAGGAGUGGGGAGAGUUCCUCCACCUUCCUGGAAAGAAGUUUUUCGAUUUCAAUGAUAUUCGGAAAGAAAUUCAGGCUGAGACAGACAGAGAAGCUGGAGGGAACAAAGGUGUUUCGGACAAACAGAUUCGGUUGAAAAUAUUCUCUCCAAAUGUUCUAGAUAUUACUCUAGUUGAUUUGCCUGGCAUAACAAAGGUCCCUGUUGGUGAUCAGCCUUCUGAUAUUGAAGCCCGUAUUAGGACAAUGAUAAUGUCAUAUAUUAAACUCCCAAGUUGUCUAAUACUUGCUGUUACACCGGCCAAUGCUGACUUAGCCAAUUCAGAUGCCCUCCAGAUUGCCGGAAAUGCCGACCCUGAUGGUUAUCGAACCAUUGGUAUAAUCACAAAGUUGGACAUUAUGGACCGGGGCACUGAUGCUCGCAAUUUUUUGCUUGGGAAAGUGAUUCCACUUCGACUUGGUUAUAUUGGGGUUGUAAAUCGUAGCCAGGAGGAUAUUCUGAUGAAUCGGAGCAUUAAGGAUGCACUCAUUGCUGAGGAAAAGUUCUUCCGCAGUCGUCCUGUUUAUAGUGAUCUUGCUGAUCGUUGUGGUGUUCCUCAGUUGGCCAAAAAGUUGAACCAGAUUCUGGUGCAACACAUCAAAACUGUUCUUCCAGGCUUGAAGUCACGCAUUAGUGCUGCACUUGUUUCUGUUGCAAAGGAGCAUGCUAGCUUUGGGGAGAUUACUGAGUCAAAGGCUGGUCAAGGAGCACUGCUUUUGAACAUUCUUUCGAAGUAUUCUGAAGCUUUCUCUUCAAUGAUAGAAGGGAAAAAUGAAGAGAUGUCAACAUCUGAGCUGUCUGGUGGUGCAAGGAUUCAUUACAUUUUUCAGAACAUAUAUGUGAAGAGUCUUGAGGAUGUGGAUCCUUGUGAAGAUUUAACUGAUGAAGAUAUUCGAACUGCCAUACAAAAUGCAACUGGUCCUAAAUCUGCAUUGUUUGUACCUGAAGUACCAUUUGAAGUUCUUGUUCGAAGGCAAAUAGCACGAUUAUUGGAUCCUAGUCUUCAAUGUGCAAGGUUUAUUUAUGAUGAGUUAAUAAAGAUGAGCCACCGUUGUAUGGCGAAUGAAUUGCAACGAUUUCCGGUUUUAAGAAAGCGAAUGGAUGAGGUCAUAGGAAACUUUUUACGAGAAGGCCUGCAGCCAUCAGAAACUAUGAUUGGACACAUUAUUGAAAUGGAGAUGGAUUACAUUAACACUUCCCAUCACAAUUUUAUUGGUGGGAGCAAAGCUGUGGAGAUGGCACUGCAGCAGGUUAAGUCCUCCAGGAUUGCUGCCCCCGUUUCAAGGCAAAAAUAUGGUUUGCAUAUUGCUUAUCAGGAUGGAGUGGAUGCAGAUAAAGCACCAGCAUCAGAAAAAAGUUUCAAGCCUCGUGCAAUUCUUGCUAGACCUGUAAAUGGAAUUGUUCCAGAGCAGGGUGUUCGGUCUGCUCAAGAAGUUGAAAAGCCCACAUCUGGAGCUACUGUUGGUUCAAGUUGGGGAAUAUCAUCAAUAUUUGGUGGGUCUGAUCAUCGUACAUCUGUUAAAGAAAACUCAACUAGCAAGCCUUUCAGUGAUCCUGUCCAGAGCAUGGAACAUUCUAUUUCUAUGAUUCAUUUGAGAGAGCCACCAAGUGUCUUGAGGCCCACAGAAACCCACACAGAUCAGGAGACCAUCGAAAUAACUGUCACAAAACUGUUGCUGAGAUCAUAUUAUGACAUUGUUAGAAAGAAUAUUGAAGAUUCUGUACCUAAAGCAAUCAUGCACUUCCUGGUAAAUCACACCAAACGAGAACUGCACAACGUAUUUAUCAAAAAGCUUUACAGAGAUAACCUCUUUGAAGAGAUGCUGCAAGAACCUGAUGAGGUAGCUACAAAGAGAAAGCGCACUCGUGAUACACUCCGUGUACUUCAGCAAGCAUUCAAGACGUUGGAUGAAUUGCCACUUGAAGCUGAGUCAGUUGAAAGAGGCUAUAGUUUGAGUCCUGAUCCAACAGGAUUGCCAAAGAUCCAUGGGCUCCCCACAUCCUCUAUGUAUACUACUAGUAGUUCAGUGGAUUCAUACACUGCUUCCCCCAAGAACCCAAGAUCACGCAAAUCUUCACAUUCAGGGGAGCUUCAGUCACCCAUGUAUUAUGUUGGUGGAGAUUCUAAUGGCAAUGGACGCAAUUCUCUUCUGGGACUUUACCCAACAAUUGAUGCAUAAGAAUGCAGAAACGAACAACAUUGAUAAUUUGGAUUUAUUUUAUUUCCCUCUCCAACAUUAUUGCAGAGGCAUGCAGGAUCUAAAGCUCUGGAUCUGGUAUGAUAGGAGAGUUGCUAUUCUUUUAUGGAAAGAUGAUGCUUAGAUGUAUAAUAUUAUGCCUACGGCCUACACAUGUUAGAUAUUUUUUGGUCCCUAUAGCACAUCAUAUAUGCAUUAGUAUAGGCUCUGGAAUGAAUGAAUAAUUGGUAGCUGUGUGAACAGAAGCUGCAAUCAGUUUUGUUUUUAUUUUUUGUUAUGGGUUGUGGCCAACUGCUGCCUGGUAUUUGAAUGCUUACACGUUUAAGAAUUCCUAAA
Molecule: messenger RNA, 3076 nt
Organism: Ipomoea nil (Japanese morning glory)
Lineage: Eukaryota; Viridiplantae; Streptophyta; Magnoliopsida; Solanales; Convolvulaceae
Product: dynamin-related protein 3A
Exons: 20
Coding region: 209-2722 (837 amino acids)
Cellular component (GO): membrane; microtubule; cytoplasm
Molecular function (GO): microtubule binding; GTPase activity; GTP binding
Source: RefSeq, a predicted model, not a curated record